Hemiscyllium ocellatum (epaulette shark) is the source of this 817-nucleotide messenger RNA. RefSeq names its product protein-lysine methyltransferase METTL21C-like. The transcript is spliced from 4 exons. Gene Ontology annotation, cellular component: cytosol; cytoplasm. Gene Ontology annotation, biological process: peptidyl-lysine methylation. The record is from RefSeq and is a predicted model, not a curated record. NCBI's taxonomy places the organism in Eukaryota, Metazoa, Chordata, Chondrichthyes, Orectolobiformes, Hemiscylliidae. Gene Ontology annotation, molecular function: protein-lysine N-methyltransferase activity. Bases 1 to 792 code for a protein of 263 amino acids.
AUGGAGACGAUCUCUACAUUAGAAAUAUCUGCAGAGGAUGAAGAGGAAUGUGAAAUUCAGAACCAGGAAGAACAUUCAGAAACUGAAUCUUCUGAUGAAAAUGAAGAAAUUCUCACCGAUGUCAAAAGACCUUCAGAUGCAGUGAAUAGGAUUUGGUCCCCUUCAGUUUACAGUUUGGUUACAAAGGAAAGCUACAACUUUGCAGGUUAUGAAAUCACCAUCCACCAAUCCAUUGAUCACUUUGGAGCUAUUACCUGGCCAGCGGCAGUUGAGCUGUGCCAUUUUCUGGAAUGCAACUGGAACGAAUUCAACCUUGAUGAUAAGAAAAUAAUCGAACUGGGUGCUGGAACAGGACUCGCAUCUAUUUUUGCUGUCUUACUAGGUGCUAAUGUCACCAGUACCGAUCUCCCCUGUGCAAUUGGAAACUUGCGUAGUAAUCUCAUGAGAAAUACACGAUGCAGAAGCAAGCAUCAACCUCAAGUUAAGGAGCUGGUUUGGAAUGUAGAUUUAGAUAAAAACUUUCCUCAAUCUGUUCAUCACUACGAUUAUAUUUUGGCAGCUGAUGUUGUUUAUCAUCAUAAUUGCCUGGAUGAUUUAAUGGCUACAUUUGAGUAUUUCUGUCAACCAGACAGUGUGAUCUUAUGGGCAAACAAAUUGAGAUUUAAUUCAGACUGUGAAUUUUUGGAAAAAUUCAAGGCAAAAUUUGAAACUGUUAUGCUGGCAAAUAUCCCUCAUGCAGAAGUUAUAAUAAUUAAAGCGACAACAAAGUCACAAUUAAUGAAGAAUACUUAGUGGGGAAAACAUGAGCUACAUUCAA